Messenger RNA from Amoebophrya sp. A120, 2025 nucleotides. The record is from the annotation of a GenBank genome assembly. NCBI's taxonomy places the organism in Eukaryota, Dinophyceae, Syndiniales, Amoebophryaceae.
AAUCAUCAUACGACGGCGAAACCAAGGCCCAGCUCGUUCUGGAAAUAUUGAUCGCGUCAUUUGCAAAAUACGCCUUUCACGAUUUCUAAACUUUUCAGGAAUGAGGACAGAGUUUCGUAUUUCAGCAAUGUUUUGAUGCUUAAGGCACAAGCGUUAGAGCUAGAAUUAGAAGUGAAUACUUUUCAUCUGGGUAGUAUCCACCUUCGAAGCAGUAGCAGAUUUUAUUGACAAAACCGAAACUUGCUAGAAGUUUCAGUGAUUUCAAACCUGCUAUUGAAUCAAAUCAGAGACGCCGAAAAUGGCAAAAGAAACUGUUGCCGAGGACAGCCUGCAAGGGGCAGACCCGGUUGAGAUAGAGACCAAGGAUGCUACCACGAAGGACGACAGCACUGCAGUUGUGAAGAAGGCAAAAAAGAAAAAGAAGGCGAAAGCAACUACAGCAGUGGAAGGAGACGACGAACAGAGGCCAGGCAAUCUCAGCCAAGCGAGGGCCGAGGAAAGUGCGAACAAUGCUGCGGACGUGAAAAUGGAACAAGGUGGCGACAGUUCCGGAGAACAGAUAGAGAAGGACGCCGGGAAUGCAGAAAAUAGAGACCAGUCCGAAAACGCCGCCUCAGCAGCCACCUCUUCUUCGGGAAAGAAGAAAAAAGUGAAAAAGAGCAAGGCCGAUGAAAAGAAGGGCCACGCGGAAAAGAACCAAAACAAUGCCAAUUCCACUUCGAAAAAGAAGAAUCGGCAAACCAAGACGCACUGGGUGGGCGAGAAGGAGCUGACCCCGGACAGUUAUACCUUUCGCGCGCUCCGCAAGUACGAAAACGCGGACGAGAAACAGAAAGAGAAAAUCAUCGAGGAGUACGAACAGAAGUACCGAAUGAUCCGGUUCCUGGAGCGGAAAAAAUCGGAAAAGAACGCGGAGAAAGCCCGAAAAAAAGUGAUGGCUGCGCUCGAGGAAAACGAUUCAGAGAAGGAGGCGAGCGCGAGGACAGGUAUACUGAAGAUUGCAAGUGUGAUUUCUUGCAGUAUGAAUAAGUCUUUUCGCGCGCGCAUGAAUUAUUGUUCCUGCAUGUAGCGCAGCGUUUAGAGUAUGCAUAGGUAGAAUGAAAGAUAAUGAUCGGGCACGACUUGUUUCUGGAUCUGGUUCUCAAUUACAAUUUGUGAAAAAACAGCUCUCGCCGAAGCCGAGGCCGACACCCGCUACGUGAAGAAGUUUCCCCACUACGUCCCGUACUUGUCCUUGUUUCCGAAGCAGGACAGCCCCGAGUCCGCGGCCCGGCGGAAGUACAUGCGCAAGUACAUUGACGACAAAGUGAAGAAGAAUCGCGACAAAUUCGACAGUCUAGAAGCCGCCGCGGACAAAAAACAGAUAAAGGGGAGUAAAGCCGGGAUGGGAAAGGGAAAGGGUAAAAAGACCAUUAAGGGCAACAGCAAGGGCGCUUCGAAGGGCAAAGGCAAAGGUGGGAAAGGCGACUCGGGAAAGGGCAAGGGCAAGGGCGCUGCCGGCAAGGGUGAACAAACGAAGAAGGAGACAAAAAACGAGGAAACAACUGAGCAAGCGACUAGAACCGAGGUAAAUAGAAGCAGUUCUGUCGCGGAAACCACGGAACCUGCCCGGGACGAGAAGAAGGCGAAGCCAGUUGGUGAGAAAAAGGUGUCAGACAGCGGAGCUGCUCCGGAGCGAAAGUCAGUAGAGAAAAGCACUGCAGAGACUGAAUUCAAACAGCCGAGCAAGAAGCGACCAGCGGAGAACAAGGUUGCAACUUCGGAAGACAAGCGCGCAGCCGCUGAUGCGAAGAGACAGAAAGGAAACCACGAAUCCUUUAUGGCGUCGCAAGCUCCGCACAGACAGGGCGCGAUUGUCAAGGCUGACAACAAAGCCAUGUCGUUUGAUUCGGAUUCGGACUAAACCACGAAAUAGAGAUGGCGACGCAUUGCACAUAAACAUCCUCUCAUCUAUGCAAUACGCGCAUACGCAUCGUAGAGACGUACGCUUGACAACAGUGAUUCGUACAUCAUUGUGACGCAGAC